Messenger RNA from Saccostrea echinata, 3194 nucleotides. RefSeq names its product gamma-tubulin complex component 5-like. Gene Ontology annotation, molecular function: gamma-tubulin binding; microtubule minus-end binding. Gene Ontology annotation, cellular component: gamma-tubulin complex; equatorial microtubule organizing center; centrosome. The record is from RefSeq and is a predicted model, not a curated record. Gene Ontology annotation, biological process: mitotic cell cycle; microtubule nucleation; meiotic cell cycle. The transcript has 23 exons. NCBI's taxonomy places the organism in Eukaryota, Metazoa, Mollusca, Bivalvia, Ostreida, Ostreidae. The coding region runs from base 1 to 3054 and encodes 1017 amino acids.
AUGGCGCGGUGGCUAAACAUUGAAAAUGACAUAAAAACAUUAGUUUUCCAGAUUACAGGAUUUCAGGAAGGAGAAGAAAACUUUGCAUUAUGUGUUCAGUUUGCCAUGUCAAACAUCAAGUAUCACCGUUUCCUGAGUGUGGAUAGUCACAGAGUUACCAAAUCUCUGAAUGGGAUGCUUGAAAAGUUUGAGAUCCACUCCCAGCUGGAUAAAAAGGAUUGUCUACAGAGACUGUGUGACCAAUUUUUAUCCAUGCCAUGUUUUGAAGGACGUGAUACAGGGAAAACGGACACCCACUACAGUUUGUUGAUGUUACUACUGAAUGUAGGAGAAAACCCAACUCAUUCUCCUUACGCAGGCAAAGCCCAAAUUCUUAAAGCACCAGAGGUGGUUGAUGACUUCGACUGGGGAGCCUAUCUCAGGGAGGGUAUAGAAACAUACUCAACAAUAUAUGCGGACUCUGAUUCAGAGUCGGACUUUGAGCCCCUGAGUGAUGAUGAUGAUGAAACAGUGGUUCCAGUGAAGUCAAAGGACAUAGAAAUCUCAGAAAAACAGGAGGUGGAUCCUAGUAUUUCUACCAUUACCUCAGAUGCCUCCACAUUCUAUGUGGAGGAGGAACCGGACCCCAGGGAGUCUGGUGUGGCCUGGCUGACCAGGAACGUCACUGUCCAGUAUUGGUGUGGUCAAAAUCAACCAGAGGAUCCAGAAUCCACAGAAAACUUAAAGAAAGACUGGCAGAAGUACAGAGAAGCUACUGACCCAAUCUACACCAAUAAAGACAGUGUCACAAUGUCAGAGAUUCAGCUUCUUAGAGAAGUUCUGUGGAUACUAGCAGGUGUCACAGAUUCCUUUGUAUUUAUUCUACAUGGAGAUGAAUUCAUUGUGCGAGAAAACAUUUUUGUUCAACAUCUGACUGAUAACUCUCUGAAGAGUUACCUAUCCUGUUUUGCUCGGUAUGGUUCCUACGUUCAGCACCUGUUAUGUUUUGAGGAGGAGGCUAUUUGUGGGUCAUAUGACCUGUCGAUUACAGACAAUAAUAAUCUUACAUGUCAGACUUAUCAGGCCUUUGCCAAUGCCAUCUCCAACUUCAUCAAGAGUCUGAGGAAAGAACUGACUCAGCUAGAGAAAAGAAUGACCAAACAAGAGCAGACAAUGACUUUAGCCAUGCUCCAUGGAGAUUUGUCACCAUGGUUAAAAAAGAUUGAGUUGAUACACUCUUUGUAUGUCCGAGGAAUCCAGGAAGCUGAUUGGAUGGUCAAUAAUUGUCAGAGGGCGUCUCAUUUACUCAGCGGACUGUUCGAGGCUGUGGUGGAAUAUGAUACCCUCGGACAGAAUGCCUCAGAUGUUGUAGAGCUUCUAAUACCAUUGUGGAUUCAAACAACCAAACCAUAUAUAGAGGUGAUUGAUGAGUGGAUUACAAACGGCAAUCUAGUGGACCCAAGAUCAGAGUUUAUCCUGAAAAGAAAUGAGAAUGUGAAAUCUUUGGAUGAGAGUUUUUGGGAGACUGCAUUUACUAUACACAUACCAGAGGAUUCUGCCCUACCCAGUGAAAUCCACGAGUCUCAACAUACCGUCACGGAAAAAAGCAAACCAAACAGCAGCAGAAAAUCUGUAGACAAGUCAGCAGGAUCCUCUCAUUGGGCCCCUGAGUUCUUGGAGCCUGUUAUUUUAGAAGUCGUCCUGGCUGGCAAGUCCAUGGAAAUGAUACAAGACCUUGGCAAGCUGGCUGAUGUUUGUGGAGUAAAAAGAGAAAAGUCCCUGUACACAUUGUUUUUGGAAUCUCUCCAAGAACUCUUAGGAACACGGCCGCAUGAGGAUUUUAUAAAAGAACCUCCUCCAGACCUGAGCAUGUAUCCGGAACAAGUCGACCGACAGAUGAAAAUAAAGGGAAUUCAUGAUCCAUUGUUAAAGAUUAACUUUAUGAACAUCUUUCAUGCUUGUAAUGUCAGACUCCAUGGACCCAUAGAGGAGGAAGACCAGGAUAGUCAGAUGUUGAGUGUUCUGGAGACAGAGAGGUUACAGCCCAUUAACCUUAUCCUUAAGCAGUGCCUGUACCCCCACAUCACCCAGAAGUACUCCAAGGUCUGUACUUGUCUUGUCCAGAUCCUCAAGGAGGAGUACAAUCUGAUGGGUUACCUGGCAGCUAUGAGGCAUUUCUUUCUGAUGGAAGCUGGGGACACCAUGUUUGAUUUCUAUUCACCUAUAUUUGACAAGAUCCGUCUGAACACUCAUUGGCGAGACAUUUCUACUGUAAACCUAAUUCUACAGGAAGCUUUACAAGCACAUUUCCCUGAGGAAUCCAGGCGAUUGUACGUUAGUAUUGAAGAUUUGCCAAAAGAUAGACAUCCCAUCAAUAUUACAGACUGCAUCAAACUCCAUUACAAGGUUCCCUGGCCGGUGGAUGUGGUCAUCAGCUCUAAGUGUCAGGCCAUAUACAACCAGAUCUUCACCUUCCUUCUGCAGGUCAAACGAGCCAAAUACUGCCUCGACGAGUUACGAUUCUGUGACUUGGAAAAAGACAGUGUCCUACACAGCCACUCAGGAACAGAGUUCUCCCUUCACCUGGACGAGGACAUGCCAAGAGAGGGGAGGAUCCAUAGAAUGCACAUACUGAGAAUGAGGCUGACCUACUUUGUCAAUAGUCUCCAUAACUACAUCAUGACAAGGAUUUUGCACAGCACAGGCAUCGAAUUUAAACAAGACCUGGAGAAAGCUAAAGAUCUGGAUCAGAUUAUAGCUGUUCACAAUAAAUAUGUGAAUACAAUACACGAGAGAUGUCUGCUGCACAAAAUGGUGAAGCUCCUCAAACAGGCUGUGAUGAACGUUCUCAAUCUCAUUCUGAAUUUCCAGGCCCUUUGGGAUGAAGGCAUUCAGGAAAUAAGCUUGAAGACCAUUGAAGGAAUGGAGAUAGAGUUUUCUAGGUGUAUUCUGUUCCUUUCCACAUUUCUCAACAAUGUUAUCAAAAGAGGGUCAUUUCCACAUUUGGAAUCACUUGCGUUUGCUUUAGUAACAUCAACAGAACAUUUAACAAAGGGAAGAGCACACGUGACGUAGUGAUGUCUGACUGAUGCUGUAAGGUCUAUCACUUUCUCCAGAGACAUUCAGGGAUUAUAUGGAAUUUGUUUUACUUGUCAGAAAUAUCUGUGAUAUUUAGAAAUUUUAAUACUUGAUGAAUAAUAAAUUAGUUUGUUGAA